CAGCAGAGCCUGCGGAAGGCGGUGGUGGCGGCGGCACCUGCGAGUGGAAGCUGGGGCAGGGCAUGGUCGCGCCCGCCGCGCUGUGAGAGCGGAGCGGCCGCUGGGUCCGCCAUGCGCCCGCGGCGCUGACAUGGGCGCCAGCGGCUCCAAAGCUCGGGGCCUCUGGCCCUUUGCCUCCACUCCGGGGGGCGGCGGCCCAGAGGCGGCAGGCUCCGAGCAGUCUCUGGUGCGGUCUCGAGCCCGAGCAGUGCCUCCCUUCGUAUUCACGCGCCGCGGCUCCAUGUUCUAUGAUGAAGAUGGAGAUCUGGCUCACGAAUUCUAUGAGGAGACAAUCGUCACAAAGAAUGGGCAGAAGCGAGCCAAGCUGAGGCGGGUACAUAAGAAUCUGAUUCCUCAGGGCAUCGUGAAGCUGGAUCCUCCCCGAAUCCACGUGGAUUUCCCUGUGAUCCUCUAUGAAGUAUGAAUCUGCGUGUGGCAUGGCAGACACGAGCACCCACUGCCCCAGCAAGAAACUCCCAGGAUCAAGGUGUAGCUUCCAUUCAGGAGUCCAGGCUGGUGCCACAACCUUGAAUAAACUAAACUCCAUUGGCCCA
This is a messenger RNA of Mus pahari (shrew mouse), 593 nucleotides long. It is a transcript of the gene Tusc2, whose product is annotated as tumor suppressor 2, mitochondrial calcium regulator. Gene Ontology annotation, biological process: regulation of mitochondrial membrane potential; inflammatory response. The coding region runs from base 131 to 463 and encodes 110 amino acids. NCBI's taxonomy places the organism in Eukaryota, Metazoa, Chordata, Mammalia, Rodentia, Muridae. Gene Ontology annotation, cellular component: mitochondrion. The transcript has 3 exons. The record is from RefSeq and is a predicted model, not a curated record.